AAUACUCUAUGAGGCUAAUGAAUCCGUGGGGAUUCUCAUUCACUCCACAGUUUAGUUUACUAGUUUAUUGUUUUUCCUACGUUUAACGCGGAAUCCACACGUUCCUCCUCAUUCCCAUUUUCUCCAGUGGUCAAGACUAUAUUAGUUACUUCGCCAACCCAAAACACACUCACUCUCUUUUUUCCACUAACCGCGUAUCAAACAGAACCAAACAACAGAACAGAACAGAGCAGAGAAACAGAGCGCGUUAAGGAUGUUGGAGUGGUGCCUGAGGCCACUGGAGAUGUGUUUUGGUGGUGGAGGCAGCGACCAAAGCCUUCUCUGGGACACUGACCUUAAGCCACACGCUUCAGGGAACUACUCAAUUGCAGUAGUACAAGCCAACUCCUCCUUGGAAGACCAAGCACAAGUCUUCACCUCUCCCUCCGCAACCUUUCUUGGCGUCUACGACGGCCACGGCGGACCACAAGCUUCCCGUUUCAUCACCAAUAAUCUCUUCUCCUUCCUCCUCAAAUUCACAGAAGAGGAAGGUGGGUUGUCUGAGGAGGUGAUAAAGAAGGCGUUCGCGGCAACAGAGGAGGAGUUUUUGCGUUUUGUGAAACAAACAUGGAUUGCGCGGCCACAGAUGGCUUCAGUGGGUUCGUGCUGUCUUCUGGGAGCGAUUUCAAAGGACGUUCUUUAUGUUGCUAAUCUGGGGGAUUCAAGGGCGGUUCUGGGUCGGAGAGCGUUGGUAGGAGAGGUGAAUUGCGGUGGUGUGGUGGCGGAGCGUUUGUCCACUGAUCAUAAUGUUGGAGUGGAGGAGGUCAGAAAGGAGGUGGAAGCUCUUCACCCUGAUGAUGCACACAUUGUGGUCUGCACUCGUGGAGUUUGGCGAAUCAAGGGCAUUAUUCAGGUAUCAAGAUCAAUUGGAGAUGCUUACUUAAAGAAAGCAAAUUUUGACGCAAACCCUUUGUUCCAACAAUUUGCAUGUCCAUUGUACUUGAAGAGACCUGUAAUGACAGCCGAACCAUCAAUACUGAUGCGGAAAUUGAAGGAAAAUGAUCUGUUUUUAGUCUUUGCAUCAGAUGGACUUUGGGAGAAUUUAACUGAUGAAGAGGUUGUUCAAAUUGUCUCAGAAAAUCCCAGAACAGGAAUAGCAAAACGAGUGGUGACAGUUGCACUAGAAGAGGCAGCAAAGAAGAGAGAUAUGAGGUAUGAUGACUUAAAGAAAGUUGAGAAAGGUCUGAGGCGUCAUUUUCAUGAUGAUAUCACAGUGAUCGUUCUAUAUCUCGAUCAUUUGAAAGAAUCUAUAAAUGAUGUGCUGAAAUUGCUCCCCGUGGAAAUCCGAAUACAACAAAGGGCGGCGAACCUGUGAUCCCCAAAGUCGUGCUUUCACACGGUGGCCGGAAACUGAGCAAAACUGAAAACGGAGAGGAAAAAGUGACCGAAUGGGGGUAGCGGCGGAAGCUCAUAACGUGAAAAUUUUGGGAUCAGGCACCGAGUACAUCGUUCUGGGUCAUGGUUUUGGCACGGAUCAGUCUCUGUGGAAACACUUUGUACCUUAUCUCGUCGACGAUUACCGUGUCGUUCUCUACGACAACAUGGGCGCGGGUACCACUAACCCUGAGUUCUUCGAUUUCGACCGUUAUUCCACCUUAGAAGGAUAUGCGUCUGAUUUGCUUGCCAUUUUAGAAGAGCUCCAAGUUGAAUCUUGCAUUUUCGUUGGCCACUCUGUUUCCGGAAUGAUUGGUGCUAUUGCUUCCAUUGCUCGCCCCGAUCUCUUCACCAAACUCGUUAUGGUCGGCGCUUCUCCAAGGUAAUCGUGAAUUAACUAGCUCCACCCUCAAAAGUACUAGUCACUGGACAAACAAUGAUUUAUUCAUACUGAUUUUAAAUUUCUUUCUCAUUUUCAGGUAUUUGAACGACGUGGAUUACUAUGGAGGGUUUGAGCAGGAAGAGCUGAACCAACUGUUCGAUGCUAUGGCGGCGAAUUACAAAUCGUGGUGCAGCGGGUUCGCUCCGCUGGUUGUGGGCGGAGACAUGGAGUCCGUGGCGGUGCAGGAGUUUAGUCGAACGUUGUUCAACAUGAGGCCGGACAUAGGGCUAAUGGUAUCGCGGACAAUAUUUCAAAGCGAUAUGAGACACAUUCUGAAUCUUGUCAGUGUCCCCUGCCACAUCAUCCAGGCGGAGAAAGACAUGGCGGUUCCGGUGGUGAUCUCGGAGUACCUCCACCAAAACAUUGCUGCUCAGUCCAUCGUGGAAGUUGUUUCCACCGAAGGCCAUUUGCCGCAGUUAAGCUCGCCGGAUAUCGUUAUUCCGGUGCUGCUCGAACACGUUCACCUUGAGAUUGAGGCAAGAAGAUAAACACUUUGGUGAUCCACUUGAUUCCGUUGGAAAGGAGAAUCUGUCUGUGUAUUUGUGCUUUGUUCUUUGUGUCUUUUUUUUUUUCACUUUGUUGUAUAUGCGAACCUACAGUGUUAGAGCGUAGAGGUAGCAACUCUGUAGUAGUGGGAAUCAAAUGUCCAUUUCGCUGUGGUUCGUGGUGGGUUGACGAUCUCUGAACAGCGAGAAAAAGAACAACUGCAGUAUGUCGUAACUGUCAUUAGAUGUUUUAAAUCUAGGUUUAGUAACUCGUUUGUUUUUUAUGAUUAUGAACAAAUUCUGUUUUAGCUUUUAUAUUUAAAAGUAUUUUCUUCAUUGUUCAA
Messenger RNA from Vigna angularis (adzuki bean), 2684 nucleotides. Its product is annotated as probable protein phosphatase 2C 78. Gene Ontology annotation, biological process: protein dephosphorylation. The transcript is spliced from 5 exons. The coding region runs from base 254 to 1354 and encodes 366 amino acids. Gene Ontology annotation, molecular function: protein serine/threonine phosphatase activity; cation binding. NCBI's taxonomy places the organism in Eukaryota, Viridiplantae, Streptophyta, Magnoliopsida, Fabales, Fabaceae. The record is from RefSeq and is a predicted model, not a curated record.